Aphanomyces invadans is the source of this 666-nucleotide messenger RNA. RefSeq lists its product as hypothetical. The record is from RefSeq and is a predicted model, not a curated record. Bases 5 to 562 code for a protein of 185 amino acids. The transcript has a single exon. Gene Ontology annotation, molecular function: protein binding. Lineage: Eukaryota; Oomycota; Saprolegniomycetes; Saprolegniales; Verrucalvaceae.
CAACAUGGCACCACCACCUGCGCAAUGGCCAGACGGCGUCGCGUACUUGGCAGCAAAUGAGCUCCAUUGUGACGUGGAACCACCUGCAGGAGAAGACAUCGGCAUGCCGCACGUAACAACUCCAUCCCCGGUGUUUCCAGUCUCGAUUGCCCUCAUCACGGAUCCGUCGCACCCGGUCGCAAACAGCUACGGGCUGUUUGCAGCAGCGCCGAUUCCACCCCACACACUCGUGCUCAACUACAUGGGCCAGAUCCAUCUCCAAACAACGUUUCCAGACUCGGACUACGCAGUGACGUACUAUGGGCCGUACUCUGUCGACGCCACGUUUGCCGGGAACGAAGCGCGAUUUAUCAACGACUAUUGCAACAUCGGCUCUCGACCGAACGUAGCCUUUGACACGUACCGCGAUUGCGACGGAGCCGUUCACGUCGGCGUGUGGACGCUCAACGUCCCGAUUGCACGAGGCGAAGAAAUACUGGGCAACUACGGCCGUGCGUUCUGGCGCGCCCGAGGAGUGCGCGGCGUGGUCGGUCCCGACUGGGACGACGAUUGGGAUUCGUAGGAACGACGCUGGCACGACAGCGAGUGGCAGCGACGCCAUAUCGACGUUGGAACUGUGUCGAGAGUUCGCUUUUGAAUGUUGAAGCAGGCAUGUCUCGCCGCCAG